AUGUUAAACAUUAUUCUAUGUCACCGUAUGUUACGAAUUGGUUAUAAUGAAAAGAAACUUUGGAGCAGAUCGUUUAUGACAUGUUCAAUUAAAUCACGAAGACAAAUUAUUUAUCACGAAGGAGUUUUAUCUUACACUUUGACACGUAAUCCAAUAACUUCAAGAAAACGUCAUCAAAAGAAGAAGCUAAACAUUAAAGAAAUAACAGAAAAUGAAGAAGACAGUUUGAUGCACCUUAAAUCUUGGUUAUUAACAAAGAAUUGUUCAUCAGUUUAUAAUCUUACUCCAUUUAACUUUCUUAUUACUGGUAGAGGAUUAAAAACAUUGAAAGAUAUUAAAAUCAAUGAUAUAUUAAUCAAAUUACCUUAUGAAAUCUUAAUAACAACAUCUAUAUUAUCUCAAAGCAAUGUCAAUAUUUUAUUUUCAAAUAUUGACCAUUAUAGUGCACAGUGUGUAUUAGCAGCAUUUAUUACAUAUGAAUCACAUUUAGGAAAUGCAUCAAAGUGGCAUCAUUACAUCAAUAGUUUACCAAGAAAUUUAACAAAUCCAGAUUUUUGUACACAAAAAGAAAAGAAUCUAUUGCCAAAAUUUAUUAUAGAUUAUAUGCAUGAGUUUCAUAAAGUAUGUAAUGAUUUUCGAUUACUAAUUAAAUCUAUAAAUAAUUUAAAGUUAAAUAAAGAAGAUCAUUGCUCUCAUUGUAAUUUACAUCUUAAAAAAAUAAUCACGUUUGAAAAGUACAAAUGGGCAUAUUAUAUUGUUAAUACAAGAGCUAUAUACAUAGAUGAAGCUGAAAUCGAGACAAAUCAAAAUAUUAAUAUUAAUAUAAAACAUCCAAAUAAUUUAGCUUUAGCACCUUUCUUAGAUUUAUUUAAUCACAGUAUAUAUAGCACUAUACACGCAUCUGUAGUUACAAACAAAAAUGGGAAUAAAUUCUAUCAAAUUAAUACUUUAAAUUCAUUUAAUUCAGAGUCACAAGUUUUUAUUAAUUAUGGUGCACAUAAUAGUCUUAAAUUAUACAUCCACUAUGGUUUCUUUAUACCAUAUAAUCCAUUAGAUGAAAUUUAUUUCGAUAUUUCUGAUAUAAAAAUUUGUUUUGAUAUCCCGAAAUUUAAAUUAGAUUUCAUUAUUUCCAAUAAUUUACAAAAAAAUAUGGCAUUUAUAAGAGAUGGCUUAAAUUAUAAUGCAAUAUGUACAUUAUUUAUAAUGAAUACACAAUUACAGAAGGAUCAUUGGAAUAUAAAAAUAUAUGGAAAUUCUCUUACAUCAGAAGAUAAAAUAUAUAUAUAUAAUAUGGCAAAAUUAAUUUUAAAUUUGAAAAAAAAUGAACUAUUAAAUCAUUUGAUCAGUAUGAAAGAACUUAAAUAUCAUACACAGGGUUUUUCAAUUGCAGUAAAUCUUAUAGAAGAAUAUAUUACAAUAUUAAAUGAAUCAUAUAAUAGUCUUUUGUUGCAGUGGAAACGUAAUUGAUCGUACACGCAAAAAAAAGUCUAUUAUAAGUUCUGUGAAAUUUCCAUUGAUAAUUCCUGGAUUUAUUGGAGGGAAAUCAGGACAACCAAAAAGAGAUUGUUUUCAUCCUGGUGUAUCUAGUUUAAGUCGUGAAAAUAUUGAUAUUCAAGAAAAAGAAGCAAUUAAAUCUGCAAAUAUGAUUAAAGCAAUGCUUAGAUAUAUUUGGCCAGAAGAUAAUCCAGAUAUUCGGAAAAGAGUUAAAAUAGCUGUUGGUUUACUUGUUGGUGCAAAAGUUUUAAAUGUUGGUGUGCCUUUUAUUUUUAAAUAUACAAUAGAUACUCUUAAUACCCAACACAUGGCAGCUACUGGUAAUGCCAUUUUAAGUCUUGGAAAUGGAAUAGCACGUGCUGGUGCAGCUGGAUUUAGUGAAUUGAGAAAUGCAGUAUUUGCAAAAGUUGCUCAACAUUCUAUUCGUAAAAUAGCCAAAAAUGUAUUCUUACAUUUGCAUAAUUUAGAUAUGGCUUUUCAUUUGGGUAGACAAACUGGAGCAUUAUCAAAAACAAUAGAUAGAGGAAGUCGUGGUAUAAAUUUUGUAUUAAAUGCCAUGGUAUUUAAUAUUGUACCUACUGUUUUUGAAUUAUCAUUAGUCAGUACAGUGUUAUAUUUAAAAUGUGGAGCAGAAUAUGCAACUAUUGCUCUUGGUUGUGUUGGAAUUUAUGCUUUAUUCACAUUAGUUAUUACUCAAUGGCGAACGAAAUUUAGAAUUUUUAUGAAUCAAGCAGAAAAUGAAGCAAGUAAUAAAGCAAUAGAUUCACUUAUUAAUUAUGAAACAGUAAAGUAUUUUAACAACGAAAAAUUUGAAGCUGAAAGAUAUGACGAAUCUUUAAAGAAAUAUGAAAUUGCAUCACUUAAGACAACUACUAGUUUAGCAAUGUUAAACUUUGGACAAAAUGCUAUAUUUAGUGCUGCAUUGAGUUUAAUAAUGGUAUUAGCAUCAAAUAAUAUUAUAGAGGGCACUAUGACAGUAGGAGACUUAGUAAUGGUUAAUGGACUUUUAUUCCAAUUGUCAGUUCCCUUGGGAUUUUUGGGCUCAGUAUAUCGUGAAGUUAGACAGGCUCUUAUUGAUAUGCAAACUAUGUUUACUUUGAUGACAAUGGAUAUUGUUAUUAAGUCCAAAGAGAAUGCAACACAAUUUCAUAUAACUUCAAAAAAUUCAGAUAUUGAAUUUAAAAAUAUUAGUUUCCAAUAUAUUGAAGGCAAGUCUAUUUUUAAAAAUAUUAAUUUUACUAUUCCAAGUGGUAAAAAAAUUGCUAUUGUUGGAGGAUCUGGUUGUGGUAAAACAACAUUAAUAAGAUUAUUAUAUCGAUUUUUUGAACCACAAUCUGGAAGCAUUUUUAUAAAUGGACAUAAUAUUCAAGAUAUUGAUUUGAAUAAUUUAAGAAAAUCAAUAGCAAUUGUUCCUCAGGAUACUGUUCUGUUUCAUGAAAGUAUUUUUUAUAAUCUCCAUUAUGGUAAUUUAUCGAGAUGUAAAGAGGAUGUUUUUGAAGCUGCCAAAAUGGCAAAUUUACAUGAUUCAAUUCUUAAAUGGCCAAAAGGAUAUGAUACACCUGUUGGAGAACGUGGUUUAAAAUUAAGUGGUGGUGAAAAACAACGAGUAGCAAUUGCUAGAGCAAUUUUAAAAAAUAGUCCAAUACUAAUUUUUGAUGAAGCUACAUCAUCUUUAGAUUCUAUUACAGAACAUAAUAUUCUUGAAGCAUUACGUAGAGCAACCGUUGGCCGGACUUCUAUUGUUAUAGCCCAUCGAUUAUCUACCGUUAUGGAUUCAGAUGAAAUUUUUGUAUUAGAUAAUGGUAGUUUAAUUGAAAGAGGAACACAUGAUUCUUUAUUAGCUAUGCCAAACUCUUUAUAUUACAAAUUGUGGGAAACACAACAUAUGGGAAUGCUCAAAUCUAGUCAAGAAAAAGAUAACUGUAGAACUCCAGGAGUUUAA
This is a messenger RNA of Heterotrigona itama, 3436 nucleotides long. The record is from the annotation of a GenBank genome assembly. Lineage: Eukaryota; Metazoa; Arthropoda; Insecta; Hymenoptera; Apidae.